Olea europaea var. sylvestris is the source of this 688-nucleotide messenger RNA. Its product is annotated as NADH dehydrogenase [ubiquinone] iron-sulfur protein 7, mitochondrial. The record is from RefSeq and is a predicted model, not a curated record. Lineage: Eukaryota; Viridiplantae; Streptophyta; Magnoliopsida; Lamiales; Oleaceae. The transcript is spliced from 2 exons. The coding region runs from base 61 to 492 and encodes 143 amino acids. Gene Ontology annotation, biological process: aerobic respiration; mitochondrial respiratory chain complex I assembly; electron transport coupled proton transport. Gene Ontology annotation, molecular function: 4 iron, 4 sulfur cluster binding; quinone binding; NADH dehydrogenase (ubiquinone) activity.
UCCUCCCCGGCAGGACUGUCCAAGACGGCGGAGUUUGUGAUCUCUAAGGUCGAUGAUCUGAUGAACUGGGCCCGCCGUGGCUCCAUCUGGCCCAUGACCUUUGGAUUGGCCUGCUGCGCCGUGGAGAUGAUGCACACGGGGGCUGCUCGCUACGAUUUGGAUCGGUUUGGAAUCAUUUUUAGGCCUAGUCCACGCCAGUCUGAUUGUAUGAUUGUUGCCGGAACUCUUACUAACAAGAUGGCUCCUGCUCUCCGCAAGGUGUAUGAUCAAAUGCCUGAGCCAAGGUGGGUGAUAUCUAUGGGAAGCUGUGCAAACGGUGGUGGCUACUACCACUAUUCAUAUUCUGUCGUCCGAGGUUGUGACAGGAUCGUCCCAGUCGACAUUUAUGUUCCUGGUUGCCCACCUACCGCUGAGGCGCUUCUUUAUGGGCUUCUCCAGCUGCAGAAGAGGAUUAACAGGCGCAAGGAUUUCCUCCAUUGGUGGACCAAGUGAAGACAGUUACUGCUUUUGGCUGCAUGUUUGUGGGAAAUAAAUUACGCUAUGAUAGUUUUGCCCUGGCCUCCUGAAUAAUUCAGACUAUUUCGUGUGUGAACCUGUAUUAUGUUCUUGUAUUUUAACAGCUAGUGUUGUCACUGGAUUCUACUUGUGGAUUUUAUUUUUUAUAUGAAUUUCUUGAGAAUUAUCGGUA